This is a messenger RNA of Zonotrichia albicollis (white-throated sparrow), 469 nucleotides long. Lineage: Eukaryota; Metazoa; Chordata; Aves; Passeriformes; Passerellidae. The record is from RefSeq and is a predicted model, not a curated record.
AUGUCUGUGACAGAUGUCCACAGCAGAGAGCCAGGAACCGUCUGCUUGCUGCCCUGCAGGUGCUGCUCCUACGUGGGCCGCCGGGGAGGGGGACCCCAGGCCAUCUCCAUCGGCAAAAACUGCGACAAAUUCGGCAUCGUGGUGCACGAGCUGGGCCACGUCAUCGGCUUCUGGCACGAGCACACGCGCCCCGACAGGGAUGACCACGUCUCCAUCAUCAGGGAGAACAUCCAGCCAGGGCAGGAAUACAACUUCCUCAAGAUGGAGCCUGAGGAGGUGGAGUCGCUGGGGGAGACCUAUGACUUCGACAGCAUCAUGCACUACGCCAGGAACACCUUCUCCAGGGGCAUCUUCCUGGACACCAUCCUGCCCAAAUACGACGUGAACGGCGUCCGGCCCGCCAUCGGCCAGAGGACACGGCUCAGCAAAGGGGACAUUGCCCAGGCCCGCAAGCUCUACCGCUGCCCAG